UGUCAUGGUGGAAUAUAAAGACGGUAGUAUUCAUCAAGUACCUGCAGUGACGCUGGUCAAUUCAGGACAGGGUCAUUCUACCUAUGUCAAAGUUCUGCCAUCACAAAUUGGAGAUCUAGAUGUAUCGGUUAUGGCAAAGAUCGGUGACUUUUUCCAGACUAUCGCAUAUGACAAGGUUCAAAGAACAAUUCAAGUAAAGCCGAAUGGCGUGUACAAAACGAUGAACGAACAGCAUUUAGUGCAUGUGCAACAGUCAAGUUUCUCGAACACCUUUCGGCUUACCGAUCCACCAAACAUUGUCCGGGGCUCCAAGAAAUCAUCAAUGACGAUAUCAGGUGACUUUAUGGUCCCAAGCAUAGACGGUCUGAGCAGCCUUUUACAACAACCCUACGGGUGUGGUGAGCAAAAUAUGAUGAAUUUUGCACCCGAUGUAUACAUCACAAAAUAUCUUAAGGUCGUCGGCAAACUCACCAGUGAUAUUCAGAGAAAGGCAAAAGGACAAAUGGAAUUCGGGUACCAAAAUGAGAUGACCAAAGUUCACUACGAUGGAUCAUUUAGUGCUUUUGGAAACAGCGACAGUUCAGGCAGCACUUGGUUGACUGCUUUUGUCCUGAAAUGCUUCGGCCAAGCAAAGGAUCUAAUAACUAUUGACGACAACGUUAUGGGAAAAGCAAUGAUGUGGCUUCUCACCCAUCAGAUGGCAGAUGGUUCGUUUAGUGAACCCGGAAGAAUAAUACAUACCAACAUGCAGUCCGGAUCGGGUCACGGAGUCCCAAUGACAGCUUUUACUCUAGUGUCUCUCCUUGAAAACCAACAACUGCAUUUGAUACAGGGUAGAACAGUUGAUCAGGCAAUUAAAAAAAGUGUUCAAUACCUCGAGGCUAGGCUGAACACAUUACACGACGCCUAUUCUACCGCGGUAACCUGCUAUGCACUUGCUAAGGCCAAUAGCAGUCUGGCCAACUCCUGUUUUACAAAACUUCAGAACGCUGCAAGUCAUGACGCGUUGUCAGAGUUUUCGUCACGGUUUGCGUUAGGUCCGUCCACUACACCUGGAUAUGGAGUUCAUUUUCACGCGACUGGUUCUAAUUUUGCCCAUGAUUACGACGUCAGUUCACAAACGUAUGACGUCAGUCACAGAGUUGAGAUUCCUACAGGCGUUUCUCAGGUCGACGUCAACGUCUCGGGAUUAGGAGUGGCGGUUCUUGACGUCACGUCUGAGUACUACGUCCAGGGAUCGCAGACUGACAAUCAUAUUAAUGUGACAGUUGGCAUUAUACAUGAGACUCUUAACAGCAUCACGGUUAAAUCCUGUAUGAGGUGGACAGAUCCAAGCGAUAGUGGCAUGCUGCUUAUGGAGGUUGAAUUACCUACUGGUUUCAACCCUGAUGUGGACACACUGAAGGCCCAGGCUGCCAUCAAACAGUUUGAACAGCGAGGAAGAUACGUACCACUAUAUUUCGAUGGCUUACGAUCACAAGAACAGGUUUGUGUCAACGUGAAGAUUAACAGAGCUGAUCCAGUUGUCAGAAGUCAACCCUGCCACGUGAUCGCUUACGACUAUUACGAGCCCAGUUAG
Mya arenaria is the source of this 1579-nucleotide messenger RNA. RefSeq names its product CD109 antigen-like. The transcript is spliced from 14 exons. The coding region runs from base 5 to 1579 and encodes 524 amino acids. The record is from RefSeq and is a predicted model, not a curated record. Lineage: Eukaryota; Metazoa; Mollusca; Bivalvia; Myida; Myidae. Gene Ontology annotation, cellular component: extracellular region.